UUUGGAGAGAGAACUUACCCCAUGGGAGAGCACAUAUCUAUACGAGCUCCAUGAGCGAAGAAAUCGAAAAGAGUACGAGCGACAACUCCUAGAAGGCCGAGAAGCAACGGGGGGUGAAGUUCAGAACGGUGAAGAUGAUGGUGCGCUCAAUUUUCUAAUCCAUGAGGACAAGGAAAGUCUCGAAGAGGAGGGGAAUGAUACGGAAGUGGUCAUCAACCCCGGCGAGUCCGACGAGGAAGGUGACGAUGGUCUCGACAUAUGGCUGGAAAACAUGCUGGAGGAGCCAACUACUCCAAUAUACCGGCCAUCAUGCGUACGAUAUUGGCCAAAAGGGUAUGGUCCACGGGCUAAGUUGAAGGUCAAGAAGCGCCGGGCCAAAAGGCGACGCAAAACAAAGGCGCAAAAGGCGAGCCAAUGUUGUGGACCGUGCACUAGGAAGAGACGAGCUCAAAAGAAGGAGGCUAGAAGGCGGGGGCUCAACCAGAGGAUCCGUGAACUGGUGGGGAGUCACGGACUGAUGUCCUAUGCUGACACCGUGAGUCGAGCUCAGGAGGUCGAGAGCUGUCUCAUUCCAUUGGCUCAAGUUCCUUCUUUCUAUCAUGCCUCCCAGCCAUCCCAGGCCAUUGUCCAGCAUGCUCAGCCCCUCUCGUAUGUGCAGCCCAACUCUAGUUCGGGCAAGAGGAAAUCUGAUUAUCAGAACAGAAAGAAGGGCAAGAAGGGAAAUUUUGGCAGACGCGACGACCGACCCACCCAGGGUCAACUGCCGAGGUGCCCUAAGUGUGGCAGGUUCCACGCCGGAGAGUGCCUAGCAGACCAGCGAGCUUGUUACAAUUGCAACCGUCCGGGCCAUUAUGCCAGUGUCUGUCCUGAGCCCAAGAGGCAGCAGCA
Messenger RNA from Striga hermonthica, 888 nucleotides. The record is from the annotation of a GenBank genome assembly. Lineage: Eukaryota; Viridiplantae; Streptophyta; Magnoliopsida; Lamiales; Orobanchaceae.